Molecule: messenger RNA, 1326 nt
Organism: Suillus subalutaceus
Lineage: Eukaryota; Fungi; Basidiomycota; Agaricomycetes; Boletales; Suillaceae
Product: ABC transporter type 1, transmembrane domain-containing protein
Exons: 8
Coding region: 1-1326 (441 amino acids)
Biological process (GO): transmembrane transport
Cellular component (GO): fungal-type vacuole; membrane
Molecular function (GO): ABC-type peptide transporter activity; ATP binding
Source: RefSeq, a predicted model, not a curated record
AUGUACGAGAGGUAUAAUGAUGUCGUCGAGUGCUGUGCGCUGCGGCUGGACUUGGAUAUCUUGGAGGACGGAGAUGAUACUGAGAUUGACUCUAGGGGUGUUAGUUUAUCAGGUGACCAAAAAGCUCGGAUGCUCAUGGUCUUCAGUGUUGCACUUGCUCGUGCCGUGUAUGCUCGCACGAAAUAUGUCCUGUUGGAUGAUCCAUUGAGUGCUGUGGACAGUCAUACUGCCCGAUUCUUGUACGAGAGACUUUUCCGCGGGCCGUUGAUGGCAAACCGUACGGUGAUCUUGGUCACUCACCACGUAGAGCUCAUGCUCCCUGGCACUUACUACCGCAUGCUGGAUGGUCGCAUCGAUACCAAGGGUGCUGUCAAGGAUCUCUGUGCGCAGGGUGUUCUGGAUCACAUUGCGCAGGAUUCUACUGCGGAAGUCAAGGAAGAGGAGGCUGUAGCGGCCACCGAGACCCCCAUCGAAGCGCAGGAGGGCAACGCUGAGGAGUUAUUGAGAAGCUCUGGGUUCGGGUUAGUCCAUAUUACUCUCUUUUUCAUUAUCGGCGGCAUUUUAUAUUUGUUCUACGAAUGGGGUCAAGCAUACGGCGGUGGUGCCGAGACAACUCCAUACAUCAUGGCGUCCUCUGCAUUUACCGAGAGUGAGGCUCUGAUGAACGGCUACGUGCCCUACCAUGACCUUCAACACUACUCGAACAGCUACCUCCACGUUAACACCUCUGGCUUCAGCCUCACCGCGCUGCCUGACGCUCAUGAACACCCGCUAUUCUACGUUGGUGUUUAUGCGCUGAUCGGGUUCGCCACCGCGACAUACAACGGAGCCUUGAAAGCGUCGAGGUCUAUUUUCCGUAAGCUCUUGACGGGUGUCGUGUGCGCCACGAUGCGCUGGCAUGAUGUCACUCCGGCUGGCCGCAUGCUCAAUAGGUUCGGAAAGGAUAUUGAAACCAUCGACACCAAUCUCGCGAGCUCGCUAUCAGCUGUCAACCCUUCAUUGGCGACAUUUGCGGCUGCCAUUAUCACCGUCGUGUUUCUUCUACCGCAGUCCUCUCGGUCGCCUAUCUUCUCUGGCUUUGGCGAGUUGCUCGAAGGUAUUGUUACGGUUCGGGCUUUCUCUGCUGAACGGCGCUUUUUGGACGACCUACACGACAAGGUCGACGUCACUACCAAGAUAGGCUCAAAUUCGGUCUUGACUUACUGUUCGAUGGCACUGACGGUUGCCGUUGUAGAGACUCGAUCCUGGGUAGCCUCACAAUGGCACAUAUUGCAACAUAGGUCGAGUCUACAGUAUCAUGCAUGUAACACGACACUUGCGCGAUAA